AUGACAAAUGAGAUUACAAUGAGCAGCGAGAUAGAUUAUGAUUGCGAAGAUUUUAAUAGUUCAAAGCGCCCGAAAAUGACCUCUAAAGUUUGGGAAGAAAUGCAGCGCAUUCAAACAACUGAAGGUAGUAAAGUUCUAUGUAAAUACUGUGGAAAGCUGUUGCAAGAUAAUUGUGGAACUUCUCAUUUGAAGCGGCAUUUAGUCAUAUGUCCCAAGCGACCAAAACCUGUCGGUGUUGUUACUCAAGAUUCAAUGUCUCCGGCAUAUCUUAGAGGUACCUAUAGUGCCAAAGAUUCUGGAUUAAGCAAAGCACUUAUGGUACGCCCAUUAAAGGUCGAGCCUCAAUCACAAGUCAUAUGUUUUUCUCCUACUCCAAAUUAUGGAACUGGAGCUGUUACUAUUGCAUCCAUUGAUAAUGCUUCCAAUUCCAUUGUGGAACUAAAUCAUAAAAACAGUUCCACUUUGUUACUGCCUAGCCUUGAAUCUCGUCAAAAUCAAGAGGAACUAUCUCUCGACGACGACGUAGAAAUGAAAGCAUUUUAUGCUUCUCUUGAUGUUGAGUCCUCUUUUAAGUCACCGUCCCAAGAUACCACCGUCAUCACUGAAUCAUCCAACACUACUAUGCCAAGUGAAGAGACAAGCAAAGCAUUGAAAACACUGCAAGACCUUCUCUCCAAAGACUUCUCUGUUCUACUGCAAACGAAACAGUGCGGUGCCAUGAAAUCUACGCUAGAAUACCUUUCCAAGAUGUCAUCGGUCAAUGGAAUCUCGGCAGAAAUGAAAUUGUUGAUAUUGGAAGUUUCUAGAGAAUUCACUCGGUGGAGUUGCGACUACAACAAUGCUAGUAAGAAAAUAGAGUCAGCGAGCUCCAACAUCACGAAAGCAGAUAAACUCGAAGAAAGCCUCGAAGCAAACAAGAACGAGUUCAAGGAAGUUCUGUCUUUGGAAAACGAGUUGUGCAACCAGCUAGCAACUCUGGAGCAAAGAAAGAAAGAGCUGGAAGAUCAGAUAAAUGCAAUCAAAGGCAACAUAUCCGUGUUUCAAUCGGCUAAGUUCAAGGCUAUGAAGAGAAAAAGGGAAGUUUUUGAAGAAGCAAAGACUCUGAAAGUACAAAGAGAUGAGUUGAGGGAGCAAGUUCCACAGUUGAAAGAUGAAAGGGAAAUGGCCAAGAAAGUCCAAGAAAAUAUUCAAGUUGAAUGGUUAAAGCUUGGAGAAAAAUUUAACAAAAGCUUAAAUGGGGUAAAUUCUGAAUACAUUCAAGUUUGUUCAUCAGAAAAUUGCAUAUAA
Lathyrus sativus (Indian pea) is the source of this 1287-nucleotide messenger RNA. NCBI's taxonomy places the organism in Eukaryota, Viridiplantae, Streptophyta, Magnoliopsida, Fabales, Fabaceae. The record is from the annotation of a GenBank genome assembly.